Molecule: messenger RNA, 474 nt
Organism: Schistocerca serialis cubense
Lineage: Eukaryota; Metazoa; Arthropoda; Insecta; Orthoptera; Acrididae
Product: tigger transposable element-derived protein 6-like
Exons: 1
Coding region: 1-474 (157 amino acids)
Molecular function (GO): nucleic acid binding
Source: RefSeq, a predicted model, not a curated record
AUGCCAGCGCUGAAGAACAUUGAACUAUUUUACUUCCCCCUGAACUGUACUUCGAUUCUUCAGCCAUUAGAUAUGGGGAUAAUUACGAACUUUAAGACGAAAUACUGUUCACGUUUAGUUCAACACGUGAUCACAAACAUAGAAAGAAAUGUGAGAAAUCCCUACAGUUUCAAUGUGAAGCUGACUUGUGACACAGCUGCUGGUUCCUGGAACAGUGUACAGCCAAAUGUGAUUGUGAACUGCUGGAAAACUACAAGAAUUUCCGAAAGUGAAGAUGUUGGUGAGAAUGUUUUGGUGGAUGAAAUAACGCAGGAUGAUAUUCCAAGUGAACUGGAGAUUUAUUUAGCAGUUACUGGUAAAACCAUAGAUGCUUCAGUUGUUGAAUAUUUGUCAGUGGAUGAUGAGGCGUUAGUGUUUGAAGCAUAUACCGACGAAUCUAUCAUCGAGUUGUUACAGAGUAAUUCGUCUGUUUAA